AUGAUGUUCAUCUGCGAAAAGGGGAAGGAUGAUUUUAUCACUGGAGUGUCUACCCCUCUAGCAACCACAGAUCCGAAAUUCAAACUAUGGAAGUUAGAAAAUAAUAUGGUCAUGUCUUGGCUAAUCAAUUCUAUGACAAAGGAAAUUGGAGAAAAUUUCCUACUCUACAACACUGCUAAAGAGAUAUGGGAUGCAGCAAAGGAAAUCUACUCCAGUAAUGAAAAUAUUUCAGAAUCAUUUGAGAUUGAAACCGUUCUCCAUGACCUUCAACAAGAGCAUAGGUGGGAGUGCCCUGUAGAUGCAAAAAAAUACAAGGAAAUUACUGAAAAGAAAAGAAUUUUUAAAUUCUUAAUGGGUCUUAACAAGGACGUUGAUGAAGUUCGGGGAAGAAUUAGGAUCGAAACCAUUGCCCAACAUCUGGGAGACAUUUUCAAAACUAUAUUGUGA
Molecule: messenger RNA, 447 nt
Organism: Olea europaea var. sylvestris
Lineage: Eukaryota; Viridiplantae; Streptophyta; Magnoliopsida; Lamiales; Oleaceae
Exons: 2
Coding region: 1-447 (148 amino acids)
Source: RefSeq, a predicted model, not a curated record